This is a messenger RNA of Symbiodinium natans, 1935 nucleotides long. The record is from the annotation of a GenBank genome assembly. Lineage: Eukaryota; Dinophyceae; Suessiales; Symbiodiniaceae.
AUGGACUUUGAAGCUUGCUGGGCCUUUUCAAUUAUUGCAGAGCAGACACAUUCAAAUUCAAAACGCAUUUGCUCUUGGAAGUUCCCAAUUGGGCAUUUUGGGGCCUUUUCGCAGAGCAGACACAUUCAAAGCGCUUGUCUUCUUCGAAGCUCCCUGUUGGGAAUCUUGCGGCCUUUUCGCAAAGCAUUCAGAGCGUUUUUCCUCUUCGAAGUUCCCUAUUGGGCAUCUUGCGGCCUUUUCGCAGAGCAGACACAUUCAAAGCGCUUGUCUUCUUCGAAGCUCCCUGUUGGGAAUCUUGCGGCCUUUUCGCAAAGCAUUCAGAGCGUUUUUCCUCUUCGAAGUUCCCUAUUGGGCAUCUUGCGGCCUUUUCGCAGAGCAGACACAUUCAAAGCGCUUGUCUUCUUCGAAGCUCCCUGUUGGGAAUCUUGCGGCCUUUUCGCAAAGCAUUCAGAGCGUUUUUCCUCUUCGAAGUUCCCUAUUGGGCAUCUUGCGGCCUUUUCGCAGAGCAGACACAUUCAAAGCGCUUGUCUUCUUCGAAGCUCCCUGUUGGGAAUCUUGCGGCCUUUUCGCAAAGCAUUCAGAGCGUUUUUCCUCUUCGAAGUUCCCUAUUGGGCAUCUUGCGGCCUUUUCGCAGAGCAGACACAUUCAAAGCGCUUGUCUUCUUCGAAGCUCCCUGUUGGGAAUCUUGCGGCCUCUUCGCAAAGCAGACGAAUUCAAAGCGGUUUUCGUCUUCGAAUUUCUUGGGGCCUUCUCGCAGAGCAGACACAUUCAAAACGCUUUUGCUCUUCGAAGUUCCCAAUCGGGCAUCUUGGGCCUUGUCACAAAGCAGACACAUUCGAAACGCUUUUCUUCUGCGAAGUUCCCUGUUGGGCAUCUUGGCCCAGCGACAUUUUUGGGUUUUGUGUGCCUUCCCAUGCCUUUUCAUCCCCCUUGCGGAAGGAGCCCUGCAAGUUCGAUGUGCCGGACGGGGAGCGGUCCCUGCUCUUUGGAUCCUUCGACAACCUCAUCCGCCUGACGGACGACCUCGCGAAGGCCGACUCUCAGGUAGACAGCAUCCUACACCGCCUGGAGCGCCAGUAUGUGGAGCUUGAUCCCAAGGCUGCCUUCAAGGUGAAGUCGCAGCGGAAGGAAAUGCCGGUCCUGGACUACUUGGCGACGUGGUCCUGGGAUGAGGCGAAGUUUCCCAAAAGCCGAUCAAUCUCAGACACCCUGACGUGGACCAUGUCGGUGGUGAAUCACAUUGAUGAAGAAGCCAGAAACAAGACAGCGCAGUUCAAUGACUUCAAGACUCAGAUGGGCAGCCUGUCGAAGAAGGAUGCCGCCAGCCUCGCAGGCCGUGACCUCAUCGACGUCCUCACACCAGACAAGGUGAAGGCCGAUGGAGGCCCGGAUGAUGAUUUCAUUGUGACCGAGCACCUCACGACCAUGCCGGUCAUUCUCCCAAGAGGUGGUGAGGAUGACUUCCUGAAAGUCUAUGAGAAGAUGCAGGAAAACGUCGUGCCGAAGUCUGCCAGACAAUUCAAAGGCAUCGAGGAUAAGGAUGGCAACACUUUGUGGCGAGUCGUUAUGUUCCGGAGUGCAGUGGAAGGCUUCAAGAAGAUGUGUAGAGAGAAACGCUUCACAGUUCGGGACUUCGAGUAUAGCAAGGAUGGCUACCACAAGUUGGAGCAGCAGCGAAAGUCUGUCGAGGAGUCGGUGAAGAGGCAGCGGGAUCUCGUUCACGGACUCUACCAGGCUUCAUGGUCUGAUGUCUUCGUUGCGUGGAUGCACAUCAAAGCCAUGCGGGUCUUCGUGGAAAGCGUGCUGCGAUUCGGCAUGCCGCCCUCCUUCGCAGCCUUCAUCCUCAGUCCCAAGGGUGACGCCACGGCGGCAAGGAAGAUCCUUGGGGAGACGCUGGGAAAGCAGGCGGGGGCCAUGAAGUCUAGUCAAGUAUAA